AUCUUGUUUAGAAUAGUGCAGCCAAGGGUGUGCUGUGGUGCAGGAAGUGAACUCUGAACCUUCCUUCUUUAACUGGACUUUUUGCUAGUCCACUGUCGACUGCGCCGAGUACUCAAAACAAGAUUUUUCCUCUGAACAGUUUUCUACACCAAUCUCACUCACAAUCUACAAUGGCUGAUAAAACUAGCUUUGUGGAUACCAUCGUUCACCAAGAUGUUAAGGAUUACUAUGGAAAGAGGGUACAGAAGACCUCAGACCUGAAGAGUAAUGCUUGUGUCGCUCCAGCCCAGCCCUACCCAAAUUUCAUCCUUAAUGCUCUGAAGAAAGUACACCCUGAUGUGACUGACAGAUACUAUGGUUGUGGUCUGGUGGUGCCAGAGUGUUUGGAAGGCUGCAGGAUUCUUGACCUGGGCUGUGGGAGUGGCAGAGACUGCUUCAUGCUGAGUCAACUGGUGGGAGAGGCUGGCCAUGUCACCGGCAUUGACAUGACUGAGAUUCAGCUUGAAGUGGCCAGGAAACAUGUGGACUUUCACAUGAAGGAGUUUGGCUACAAGAAGCCCAAUGUGACAUUUGUCCAGGGCUACAUUGAGGCCUUAACAGAGGCGGGUCUGGAAAGUAACUCUUUUGAUGUUAUCAUCUCCAACUGUGUGGUGAAUCUUUCUCCAGAAAAGAAGCGAGUCCUGGCUGAAGCCCACAGGGUGCUAAAGGAUGGUGGUGAGUUUUACUUCAGUGACAUCUACAGCAACGCAAGAUUGCCUGAGGAAAUUAAAAAGCACAAAAUCCUGUGGGGGGAGUGUAUAGGUGGCGCACUGUGGUACAAAGAUCUCCUACAAUUGGCCGAGGAAGUUGGAUUCAGUCCACCGAGGCUCGUUACUGCCAGCAUUGUCACUGUUGACAACAAAGAACUGCAAGCCAUUCUGGGGGACUUCAAGUUUGUCUCUGCCACAUACCGUCUCUUUAAGAUCCCGAAAGGCAGCCCAAAGCCAUGUAACGUCAUUUAUAAUGGAAACAUUACAGGCGCAGAGGACUCUCUCCGCUUUGACUGUCAGUACACCUUCAAGGUUGAUCAAGUGGUCGAGGUAGAUGGUGAAUUAGCCGCCAUCCUGACCCAUUCCAGAUUUGCACAGGACUUCACUUUCCAGCCACCAAGCGGCUCCUGUGGACCUUGUGGAGUCAAACCGAAGGCACUUGCAGAGGAUCCUUUCCAGUUUGCUGUGCAGCUGCCGAAACAGAGUCCAAGUUCAAACACAGGGGGAUGCUGCAGUACCAAGUCUGCAACCUGCUGCAAGUGAUUGCCUUGAGUGCAGCAACCCAGCAGCACCAAGUUGACACGAGAUUAGUGCUUCUCAACUGUUGUCACCCUGCGACCCGUAUUUAUCGCCAAGUCUUGACCCACUUCUACAAAAGUUAAGAGUAAUAAAGAAAAUGCAUUCUUAAAAAAAAAGAAAAGCCUUUGAAAAUAUGACUCCGUAUUUUGCGUACGUGCCCCGCUUUAAGGUCCCAACCCACCAGUUGAGAACCACUGUCGUAGAUAAUAGAGUCCAAAUUCCAUUUUUAGAGUUGAGAACGAUUAUUUAUUCACACAUCAAACCACAUCAUUGUAAUGCAAUAUCAAUUUUAUUCAUUUCAAAGUAAGGUUUAAGUAUCAAUGACUAGUUGUGGUAAUUUUGUUUAAAAUGGACAAACUCGAUAAGAUUUUAUUGACAACCUUUUGUGCUUUGCACAAGCGUGAAGAGUCUGUACAUGUCGUCAAAAUAGUUGGUACCCUUCCAUUAAAGGAAGAAAAACACAAUGAUCACUGAAAGUGUAACUUGACAGGAAUUUUUCAAAAGGUAAAUUGACAAGCCUAAGAGCUUCUAGAAAAAUGUUUGAUUUUUUUUUUU
Molecule: messenger RNA, 1883 nt
Organism: Hippocampus zosterae (dwarf seahorse)
Lineage: Eukaryota; Metazoa; Chordata; Actinopteri; Syngnathiformes; Syngnathidae
Product: arsenite methyltransferase-like
Exons: 11
Coding region: 171-1292 (373 amino acids)
Biological process (GO): toxin metabolic process; arsonoacetate metabolic process
Cellular component (GO): cytosol
Molecular function (GO): arsenite methyltransferase activity
Source: RefSeq, a predicted model, not a curated record